CCGCUGUUUCCGGUGUGGGCGAGGCUCAGAGACAGCUGCAGAGCUCCGAGACCCAAAACCUUCAGUUUGUUUUUAUUCAGCAGCAGAACAAAUAUUCUUAAAACCAAAAAAAACCUCCAGAAAACAAACAAAUAAAAGAAGAAAAACAAACAAACAACGGAAUCUCUUCACGUCCGGAUCAGAAGCCUGCAGGAACUCUCCGGUGAGUCCGGUCCCGGUGAGUCCGGUCCCGGCUGCUGCUGCAGGAUGUGAGAGAACCACAACAACACCGACCCCGAACACUGACGGCCGCCACAUCUCACCACGUUUAAAGAUCCACAGAAGAAUCCUGACGGCUGCAGACAAACAUGGCUCUGUUCUUCUCCGGAGCCGUUACAAGUUCGCCAAUCAAACGGAGGCUGCGGGCUCAUCACUCCUGUCAGAGCCUCGACCUGUCCCUCCUCUCUCCGGACUCCUCGUACGUCUGUUACCCGUCCGUGGACGGCGGUGACCCUAGCUCCUGCCGCCGCUCGCCGCGCCUCCUCACCAACGGCUACUACAGCGUCACCGAGGACAGCUUCUCCUGGGACGACGAGGGCAACGUGUCGCUGACUCCCUGCAAAACCAACGUGUCCUACAAGGAGAACCUGGUCAGGGUCUUCCGGCGUAGGCGGCGGCCUCGGGGCUCUCUGGCUCGCCUGCUGAGUGACGUGACGGAGAGCUGCCAGUCCUGGCUGGAUGAGAAAGUCUUCAGAGGCGUGUUCGGGACGGGACAGAACCAGAACCGGGACCAAGAACAGGACCAGGACAGGGACCGGGACCAGGAUUGGGUCAGGGCCAACCAGGAGGGCCUGUCCCCGCUGGACGAGUCAUCCUGGUCUGCAUUCAACAGCACCGAGCUGGACGACAGCCGCGGCUUCACCUACGACCACACUGAGAUCCCGCCUCCUCCCGACAAAGUGGCCCCGCCCCCGAAGAUCCUCAUCCAGGAGGAGAUUUGUUCUGAGAUCUGUCAAUCAACAGAGCGGUUCACCCAAUCACUGGGCGGCCUCUCUGAAGUCCCGCCUCCCUCGCCAUUCUACACCAACAGCUGCUGCUGCCAGACCGCACCUGAGCACACAGGGUUAACGAUGAAGACCCUCCUCCUUUUCAUCUUCACGGUCUUCAUCUUCACCGCUCUUUACUCAGGGUGUCUCUUGUGGAGCGCGACUGUGGCAUCGACCGCGUUUGUGAUGAUCACAACAUUUAUGCUCCUGACGAAGUCGGGGCCGAUGGGCGAGUGGAGGAGGGCGAAGACGGAGGAUAUCACGUCAAGAAACGAGUAAAAGCGUCCGGAGACAAUUUCCAACGUUUGAAACUGGAGGAGCGAUCAGAGAUCUGACGGGACUCAGUAGAAAUAUUUCACAUGUCACCGACCGUUUGCAUGUACGUGGCACUUAAAGGACCGAGUUACUUACUGAGCUCCGGAUGCAUUUCACAGAAACAGCUGGUGCUUGAUGGCAGAACGUUUUUAUAAAAAUGAGCAUUUUUGAAUGUAAAUCUUUAAAGUUUCAGAAGGGCUGAAGAGAACAUUUAACCUUUAAAUCCAAAGCAAAACUCCGGGAACAUUAGCUCAAUACAUCCAGGUAAUGAACCUUUAUGCUAACUAAGCGGUGCAGGACGACUGAGACUCUGACAAAGAUUAAAAAAAUAAAGUCAGAUCGGACAGGAAACGGAGACGCUGCGUCUCAUUGUGACUGGUUGUUGAUUCGCGUUAAACGCUGGAACCACAAAGUUUUUCCCGGAGAAUAAAAGCUGAACGUGUUUCUGUUAAAAAGCUGAAGGAGCUCAUUCACACGUUAGUGUAGUCACCACGUGUAGCUGUAGCUGUAGCUAUAAAACAUUUAUAACAUAUAAAACAAAUGUAACUGAUGUAUUUUUGAAAUACUGUGUAAAAGUGUAUCUUGUAUCUUUAUCGGAUAGUUGAACUUGGCUUUUUUGGGACGUCCAAAGUGACCAAACGUCAGACGUUAAAUCGUCUGCAGAACAAAUUCAGGUCUUCGCUUCUAUUUAAAACGAGAGCUGUGACUUUUCCUAAGUUCUUCUGAUCUACCAGGAAGUUAUAACCACAGGAGAUAAGUGCCAUUUAUUUGUCCUGAGGAAACUGACUGAAGAGUUUUAUUCCAAAAUUAAAUUAAAAAAGACGCAAAACAAUAGCACAAAUCUAAAAAAAAAGCUCAGAUUUUAUUGUGAAAAUCUUAUUUCCUGGGUAGAGUUCUGACAGGUCGAAUAUUUACAUCCUGUUAGAUCAUCUGCAGCUUUUAGACCACUUUCUGGAUAAAAAAAUAAACUUUAUUGUUAUUAUUAUCAACCAGACAGUUAAUGUUUGUGACCAGAUUAAACAAAUUGAGUGUUAAAUUUUCAGAAUCAGCUCUCUGAUGGCGUGUUGGUCCUGAGUCUACAGAAAAUGUCUGACGUCUGUUAAAAGCAUCAUGAGGAGGAGACGUUUGUUGACAUCUGAUUGACAGGUCGAUGGGCGGGGCCACUGAUACACACCUUGCGACGGCUUUACCUCCAUGGUUGAGCGGCUCGGCUGAAACAGCUACGUUGCUCUGAAACUCAAUUCUGUAGUUUUCUAAUCAAUACAGCAAAGUAAGCCCCGCCCACCUCUGGGUUAAGCCCCGCCCACCCCGAGUACAGAUCAUUCAGUUGGUUGAACAGACACAGAAAACGACGGACUCGCUCUUUCCUUCUUACGUCAUUAAAUGCACACAGGGAGUUAAACACAAUCAGAUGUCACUAGAAUAAACUAGAUGAAUAAAAUCUGAAUUAUAUGAAUAAUAACGUUGUGCAGCUAAUAAACCUCCUGAACUGUCUGUUAUAAAUAUUAAAUCUAUAAUAAUAUAAGUAUGCAGCAUUUUGUAGUAAAACUCUUCAGCUGUGAAGUGCCUUUAUCUCAGCCAGCAGAGUAACACAGGGAGGUUUAAACCUAAAGUGCUGCUGGAUCAUAAACAGACCUGCUCCGCUGUUAUAUGGAGAUAAUCUCAGUGUUUGAUUUAUCCUGCGGGGCGUGGCAGACGGGCGGAGCUUCCCGAUCUGAAGUAUAUAUAUUCUUUAAUAUAUGAGGCUGUGUUCACACUGUGUCCAACGUGCGUUCACAUUUUUAAAGGAAGAUUUCAAGAUUUUUGGAAAUGUUUUGACAACAUGUUUAGAUUUAAUCUAAUGUGUGUGUGUGGAGCUGAGGUCAGCAAGGUGCUAAACUGUUGUUCAUUAAAAAAAAUAAUCCUCAUAAAACCUCAAACGUUCCUGUUUAAUCAAACAAAACGCAGCGUGUUAAUUAUUGAGCUCUAGAGGGGCUGAUAGGAGCCUAAAAUAUCCUCUUUCUUACAAUAAAAUUGCACGUUUACAGGAUUUCUCCAACAAACUCUCCAAAACUCAACGUCUACCUUCCUCCGUCUCCUGCUGGGAAAAUGUGAUUCCACAUCCACUGAUGGUGAAACUUUUUCCUAACCUUUAAAACCAGCGUCCGCUCUGCCAUCAGCCGGUUUUAUUAGCAACCUGCUGUCGCUGUACGCGCGUCAGUGGCAGUUUUAAAGGGCAUGUGUGAACACAGACAAACUCCACCCGGCUGGCGUCGCAGGCAGGAAAAAUGUGCUUCGACACACUUAUUGUACUUUGAGCAAUAACUCCAGAAAAUGUAAGAAACUCAACUAUUAAAACCUCAACAGUGUGCAGGGAGAGAAUCUUUAAAGUCACAGUGAAAAGAAACUGUUACAAGAUCAAUACAGUUUGUAUUGAUCAGGUUUCAUCGGGAGAAGAAGUGCGGCAGGAAGCCGGAUUAAGUAACGUAAAGAAAGAUAAGUACUGUACGGCUUUAUAGAGUUCUGACUUUAUAAAGUUUGUUAAAUUCAAUCAUGUUUGGGCCUCAAACUACGCCAAGACUUUUAUUGAACCUGAGGAGGGAAGAGAUGAGCUGUGCUGCGUUCAAAUCAACAUGUUUCCCAGUAAAACUGUGUGUUUGUGUGUUUUUGUGUCCGAGCGGAACGAGCAGCUUCCUGAAUCCGACGAGUUUUUAUUCACUCAAAGUGCCAAAAUCUGACGGUUCAGGAAAUCAGCGACACGUCGUCAAUGAACAAGAAUCUUAAUAUUCUUAAUCACAGCUCUGCAGAACGUUUUUACUUUUGCAUUUAAAGCUGCAAUAUUUUUAUAUGAGGUGUCGGAUUGAGGCUGUUACGGCGCUUUUUAGCCGCUUUGAGCAACGAGUUUUGGAUUUUUAUGGCUGAAAAUAUGAGCCGAGUCUCUCAGGAGCUAAAAGAAGGAGAGCGAAUAUCAAACAAACUGGAUUUGUUAAUAAGCAACUGUGUCUGCUCUGCCGCCCCCUGGUGGCCAAACACAGUUUAAUGCAGCUUUAAAUGACCAAAGUUUGUUUUUUUCUUUUAUAUAAUAAACUUUUAUGAGGGUUGUUGUAAAAUGUUGAAUUUACUGAAAAGGACAAAAGUGACUAAAAUACAUUAAAUAUGAUGUAAUAAGCUCUUGUGUGUGAUGUAAUGCAGCUGCUGAUGUUUGUUUUAAUCUUUUCAUUGACUGCACUUGUUUCCAGAUGUGGAAAUGUGACACUUACUAUUUCUGUUAUUAUUCCACUGUACUGUAUUCAUGUUAUUAAAGUCUCUUAAAUUGUAAAAUGAAACCUUAAACGACGCACAGACGGGCUUUUAAUUUGAAAUUGGGGAAGAAGAUUAAGAAAUGAUCAACCAAUCAAUCAACGUGAUCAAUGUGUCGAUCACGAUGAUGUCGCCGCGUUUUAAGGUUUGAUUCUUACAGUUUUCAGAUAUUUUCCAGUUUUAGUGAAAGUGUUUGUUUUAUCUGACGUUUAAAUUAAAGUUUAAAGACAAAAA
This is a messenger RNA of Dicentrarchus labrax (European seabass), 4853 nucleotides long. It is a transcript of the gene tmem71, whose product is annotated as transmembrane protein 71. The coding region runs from base 348 to 1304 and encodes 318 amino acids. The transcript has 11 exons. Lineage: Eukaryota; Metazoa; Chordata; Actinopteri; Moronidae. The record is from RefSeq and is a predicted model, not a curated record.